Messenger RNA from Synchiropus splendidus (mandarinfish), 2975 nucleotides. It is a transcript of the gene gnpat, whose product is annotated as glyceronephosphate O-acyltransferase. The record is from RefSeq and is a predicted model, not a curated record. Lineage: Eukaryota; Metazoa; Chordata; Actinopteri; Syngnathiformes; Callionymidae. Gene Ontology annotation, cellular component: peroxisomal membrane; mitochondrial membrane. The transcript is spliced from 17 exons. Gene Ontology annotation, molecular function: glycerone-phosphate O-acyltransferase activity. Bases 352 to 2538 code for a protein of 728 amino acids. Gene Ontology annotation, biological process: ether lipid biosynthetic process.
CUUUCAAGACUGUUACUGCCGGUUUGUUUUCCGAUUCAUCUCAUGCAGACGGAAAACGGUCGUGUUGUCAUUGCAAUUAAAUGGCUUCAGUCGUGGUUGAAACACGGAUGGAAUCACAGUGUGAAACGAGUGGAGCUCGUCAAGGAAACGGUCUUAGCGCUGGCUAGCUCACCGGCUAACAACAAGCUAGCAGCUCACUCACUCACCAAAGUCGUACAACUUCUCCAAAACUCGCUCCAGAAACAGCUGGUCCUCCUCGCCCCCUCCAUUCUUGUUUCCGUACAUCGUUCCUUCUCGGACAGAUGAAGCGGUUCUCGGGCGUUAUGCGGACCUCAGGACGUCAACAAACCCAUGUGCAAGAAGCGAGUCGGCGCUGAGCUUCGCGGCCACCGUAGCUGCUGCCGCGUCACUCGCGGAUCCAGGAAGUCGCAGCUGCCGCCCCGCGCCUGCUGCGGGUGUCUUGUCUCUGACUCGCUGCGACACUUUCCCUCAACAAAGUGGAUGCGACCGUGGCCCCUUCGUGAGUCUUGUGUUGAAAUGGCGUCCAAAGCUGUCUACGCGCAUCAUGAUCCCAUGUUGAAGAAGAGGGACGACUUCGAGGACAUCCUGGAGGAGCGCAGGAGCUCCAGCGACCUGCGCUACGCUCUCCGCUGCUACGCGCCGGUGCUUUACAAGGACGUGACCCCCUGCAGCGCCGACCUGCUGAAAGGCGCGGUGCUUCAGUCGGAGCAUGUCGGCUUCGUGGUGCAGCAGGUAUCCAAGGAGACGGGCGGCUCAGUGGACGCGGUUCGGGCGGAGGCCGCCGCCAUCCUGGAGGAGAUGGCUCACCGGCUGCAGCUCAGCACCAUCCGCUUCUUCGCCUUCGCCCUCAGCAAAGUCUUCAAGACGCUGUUCAGGAGCAUCUGCGUGAAUGAGGAGGGCAUCCAGCGACUCCAGCAGGCCGUCCAGGAGCAGCCCGUGGUUCUGCUGCCCAGCCACCGCAGCUACAUGGACUUCCUGCUCAUGUCCUACAUCCUCUACACCUAUGACCUCCCGCUGCCCGUCAUCGCUGCAGGCAUGGACUUCAUGGGGAUGAAGAUCGUGGGCGAGAUGCUGCGGAUGUCUGGAGCCUUCUUCAUCCGACGCUCGUUCGGCGGCGACAAACUGUACUGGGCCGUCUUCUCCGAGUACGUCCGGACCAUGUUGAAGAAGGGACUUGCACCCAUUGAAUUCUUCCUGGAGGGGACGCGGAGUCGCACGGCCAAGUCUCUGACGCCGAAGCUGGGUCUGCUGAACAUCGUCAUGGAUCCGUUCCUCAAGGGCGAGGUGUUUGACAUCAGCCUGGUUCCUGUCAGCAUCUCGUACGAGAGAACCCUGGAGGAGGCGCUGUACGCCAGGGAGCUGCUGGGGGUGCCCAAGCCGAAGGAGUCCACCUCGGGUCUGUUCAAGGCCCGGAAGAUUCUAGGUGAAGACUACGGCAGCAUCCACGUCUACUUCGGUCCCCCGGUGUCGGUCCGGAGUGUGGCUGAGGGGCGAGUGGACCGGAGCCGCUUCAACCUGCUGCCAAGACACAUCCCCAGGAAGCCCAGCGAGGAGGUCCAGGGCUUUGUCACCGAUGUGGCCUACAGGCUGGUCCGGGCCCAGGAGGACAACAUGGUCCUGCAGCCCUGGGUCCUGCUGGCCGCGCUGCUGCUGCAGAACCAGCCGCAGGGCCUGAGUCUGGACCGGCUGACGGCCGAGGCCGUGUGGCUCCGGGACCUGUCUCGACAGUACGGCGCCUUCCUGCACUGGCCCGAUCACACGCCCCCGGCCGCCGUGGUCCGGUCCAGCCUGAGCCUCCACAGAGGUCUGCUGAGGAUCCGGGAGCAGAGAGUGACGCUGGCCCAUGAUCCCACAGAUUCAGGAGCAGAAGACGCUUUGCUGAGCCGGGCGGUGGUGGUGCUCUCCUGCGCCUCCUACAGGAACCAGCUGCUGCAUGUCUUCCUCAGACCCGCCCUGCUGGCCGCCGCCCUCUGCGCCUCCGCCUCCUCCCGCCGACAGGACGUCUUCAGCAGCUUCUCUUUCCUGAGGAACCUGUUCUCCAACGAGUUUGUCCUGUGUCCCGGAGCUGCCGUGCAGGACUUCGAGGAGGCCUGCUACCUUCUGAUGAAGACCGGAGCUCUGUGUGAGUCGCAGCAGGACGUGCUUGCCGCGGAGGGCGGAGCCAGGACGCUGAGCUUCCUCUGCAGCCUGCUGGAGCCCUUUGUGCAGGGAUACCAGGUGGUCUGCAGGUUCCUCUGUGAGGAGGCUUCAGAACCUCUGACAGAGAAAGGCUUUGUCCCGGCCGUCCGGAAGUUUGUCAUCCGACGUCUCCUGUCAGGUGAGCUCCGACACGUGGAGGUGCUGUCCUCGGACCUGCAGAAGAACUGCCUGGCUGCUCUGCUCAGACUGGGCGCUGUGACUCUGCUGAAGGGAGCGGGAGGCUCCGGGUUAAAGGUCAACACAGUGAUGGUGAACUCCCUGGAGGACGCUCUGGGAGGAAACCUGCCCACGCAGAAGGCUGCCCGUGCUCACCUGUGACGCCCCCUGCUGGUGGAGAUGGAGACUUGAACCGCGUCAAGUCCAGAACAGAACUAUGCAAGAGCCCUCCUGGACCGAAGACGAGGCUCCGCCUCUUGUCCCUGUGUGUGUCUGUCUUCCUGGGAUUCCUAAAUGUGUUUUUGCCAAAAAGACUGCAGUGCUCAGCCUCAGCUGUGGCGGCUGUCGGAGCCUCAGAGCAAGUUGAGAAGUGUGAAGGUGAUGGUUAUCACCAUGGCGACGGCAGAUGAUGUCAUCAGCGGGUGCUUCACGUCUCUGUGGACUUGAGAUGUUACUGACUCAGGAGCACAGCUCUGUUUACUGUUGAGACGCAACCAAGAUGCUUGACUAAAAUAUGCCGACUCACCGGGUUUUAUUUCUCACAUUUCACUCGAGUUUGUUUGUCUUUCACGUGUCAAAGAUUUGCUCUCACUGGGGCC